UUACAGAGACACGGAGAUGCGUCAAAGCCCCCUGGCAGAGCUCCCUGUGGCGUGUCCCCAUGGAGCCGGGGACAGGCGGGCGGGCGCACAGACGGACACACGCGGACACACGGACACACAGGGACACACCGACACACGCACACGGACAGGCGCGGUGCGUGCGCGCAGCCCGCCGGGGGACCCGCGGACUGGAGGAGGCAAAGCUGCAGUCAGGGCAGGAGAAGUGAGGGAGAGGAAGAGGCGGGAGCACAGGGACACGGAGGAGUGGAGAGGGCAGAGGGAGAAACGGGCACCGAGACACUUCAGAGAUGGGUGAGUUAUAGCUAAGAGAGCAGGAGGAAAGGCAGAGAGAGGAAGAGGAGAGCCGCGGGAAAGGGAAAGGGAAAGGAGAUCUGUGACUGAGUCAGCUUCCAGAGGGCAAACACCAGGAGACGAGUUCAGGGAGCAGCCCAGCAAACCAAGAAGGACCUGCUCCGUCUGAAUCUUCGCCAUGAGCACAAGGAAGAGCUGCCCCCUGCCACUGGGGCAAGGAGAGCAAGAGGAAAAGCAGAGCAAGUGUACUCCUGACCUGGAGCGACAGGAAUGUGAGAUGGAGCUGAGGAACAAAGCUAUUCUGCAACAGAAGAGGCGCCUCAAACAGGCCACCCAGUUUGUGCACAAGGACUCUGCUGAUCUGCUGCCCCUGGAUGGCUUGACAAGGCUUGGCACCUCCAAGGAUCUGCAGCCUCACAGUGUGGUCCAGCGGCGCCUCUUGGAAGGCAACCUGAACAAGCUGCGGGGCGAGGCCAGGGGUCAGCCUGCACGGGUUCAAUCUCUGCUGGCAAAAGACCAGGAUGAAAAGAUGGAGAAGGGAGAGGACAGGAGAAAAGAGACUUCACUCCUGCUAAUACAGUGCCAGUGCCAAGGUCAGGAAUUGAAAGCGACGGUAAACACUGGGUGUCUACCAAACCUCAUCUCCAAGAGGUGUUUAAAGCAGCUGGGGCUGGAAGAAGUGUCUGCCAUGGACUGUGGAGACCUCUCUCUUCCCAUCCCCAGCGUUGUUGGCCGAGUAGAACAUAUGGAAUUGCAAUUUGGCCAGGAGACAGUGCGGUGUUCAGCACUGGUUGUAGAUGACGAAAUGCUGGAGUUUUGCAUUGGCCUCCAGACUCUGUUGUCUCUUAAGUGUUGCAUCGACUUGGAGGAAGGAGUCCUGAGAUUUAAAGCGCUGAGUCAGGAGCUGCCUUUUCUACGCGCCUCCGAAGAGCCUGGUCAGUGACUGGCUGCAUUCCCCAUGUCUGGAGACUUGCUGCCACAAGAGAGAGAUGAGGGUGAGGCUCCCAUGCCCCUAACCUUGCUGAGUUCUAGGCUGAGGCAUUCUAUGGGGAGUGAGAAAAAGGCAAGUGGGGGCUGGAAGCUGUCACUGGGAGUGCCUCAACUUGAGAUAUCCCUCCUUUCAGUGGACCCUCUUGCUUGUCCUGAUGUGCAGAGUGGGCAUUUUGUUCUUGUUCUGCUCUUUGGCCCCAGUCACUCCAAUUUCUGGUUCUUUAAUAAAUUUAUGCUACCCCUUUAGUGACUUUACAAUACACUCUGUUCACAAGUGAGUCUCUGUGAACAAUCUCCAGUUGUUCUAUUGACAGGAGAACAGCGUUUUCUCCGAAGACCUCCAAAGAUUACCACAAAAGUUUCCCUUUUUGUUGCCUCAAUGCCAGCGCACACCACUCCUGUUUCUUUGUUGGAAGGGCUCUGUUCCCUUUCUGUAACUCUGGGAAGCUGGAUUUUGCUGCUUUUUGCUGGCUCAGAGCAGAACAGAAGUAUUUUCUUGGGAAAACUUUGUGGCAAAAAAACAGUUUUAGAGUUGUCAGUUCUAAGAAACCUUAGCAGAAGUGUUGAGUGCAGACACCUAAAGCACUGACAGGGGCUUGGGCUUUGCCAUUGCAUCCAUGGGCACUAAGCUAUAUUAUACGAAUGGCAAUGCUUACCAUCUCUUGGUGUAACCAGGCUUGCAUUCCUGUUCUUCUGGCCAGGCCACUGCUCUCUGCACUCCAGCUGCUAGAGCUGCAUCCCUGUUCCUUCUGCUGCUUCACUGGAGAUCCUGCCACUCAGUCUAAAUGCUGAGAUGAAUUACAGCACCAAGUCUUCUGCUCUGUCAGCUCCUUUCUUUCAACUUGAAAUCCAGUCAUUAAACACAGACACAUCAUCAGCCUUGAGUCCUGGCAUCACACAGCCCAUCAACUUUGCUUCUCUUGCACAAAAUGGGAACUUGUAGUAUCAGCUCAGGUUAGAGAACUGUGAACUCAUCUGGAAUGUUAAAGGUGAUUAUUAAGUCCCUUAACAAUUGGGUUUAUUUAAUUUCUUUUUUUCUCUUUUUAAUUUCCACACUAAAGCAUAGCUGUAUUAAAAAUACAUAAUCUAUUCUUAACUAGCUCUAGGAAAAAAUGUACUAGAUCAGGGCUUGUUCCAUGCCUCAUGGCUAUGAUUCACUAUCCAAACUGAAAAAUGUACCUUUAUCCACCCUUAAAAUGCUAGGACAACCCCAUUUUGCCUAUUUUCCUGGAUUAAACACCACUGACUCUUCCUUUUUUGUCAAACUGGUCAUUGUCCCUGUCGUGCUUCUCAAAAAAUGUGUGUAUGCAUUUUUUUCUUUGUUGUUAGUUCUCUUCUCUACAGCUGUACACUGUAGUUUAACACAUGCUAAGGACACCAGAGUGAAGCCUGGCUGAUAUGAUUUGGGAUUCACCUCCCAGUGAUAGUUGGCGUGACUGGCAUCUGCUGUUCCUACAAGGAGCAUCACACUCUUACUGUUACUCAUCAUAUCUUGCAGCUUCUGAUACUUUCCUCGACUUCUUUGCCACUCUCCUACUUGUGCAUCUGACUAUUUCUGGCUGCAUGAGCUGCUUUCCAUGAAUCUCUCAAGUGGCACCAAUGGUUCUCUCAUUUAGUCAGGAAAACAUGCCUACUCCAUGAGCCUGUCUUCCAAAGCAGCAGUAAUUCCUCCUGGGUUUGUAUCACUUGCAUGCCUGACUGGCUUCUCAAACCCAGGGGUCUAGGCAGCUCACACUUGUACUAAACCAUCUCGUAUUCUAGCUGCAGACUGGGUAGUACCUGGGCCAAUUCUGCUGGCAAAAUCUUGCUUGUGAUAGACAAAACACCUGUCUCUAUAUGCAUCAACUCACCCAGUUUCCAACUCUCACUGCCCUCUAAAAAUAGCAUGUAGAACAAGGGCAAAUAAUCUGUACAUACAGAUACCAUGUCCGUUACAAAUCUUAUUACUCAUUAACUUCUAUGAUCCAUUAAAAAAACCCCUCUAAACCAAAACCCAAAAGCUGACUUUAGCCCUAACCCAAAUAAACCCUAACAAUGACCCUAAAUCUAAGAUGCAAGGCACUAAAUCCUAAUGCUAGAUUUAACCUCUAAAACCAGCUCUAAAAUUUAAUGCUAAUUCUAACACCUAAAUCAAAUCACCAUCCCCAACUAUAAAACUUAACGUUAAACACAAUCCCCAAAACAUAACGCUGUAACCCCAACAUUUACCAUCUGACUUUAAACCCAAAACAGAAACCUAAUCAUAAAGACAUUAGCUAUAAACCCUAACCCCAAAACUGAACCACAAUCACCAGCCCUAAACUCUAACCAUUAAGGAAACCCCAGCCCUAAAGCUAAACCCCAAAUCAUGUAACAAAACCCAACCCUAACCCCAACUCCAAACAUAUCUCUAACCCUACACUUAACCACAACCACCUAAGUCUAUCUGUUGGCUUUUAGCAUUCCCACAAGGGGCCCUGCUUCCCUCCAGAGUGCUCUGGGGCUUUUGCAGAGUUUUGCUUUGCCUUGCAGGGGGCCCUGCUGCCUUUCAGAGCGUCCCAGGGCUUUUGCCAGGUUUUGCAAAGCCCAGAUGGAGGCCCUGCUUCCCUGUGGAGCACCAUAGGGGCUUUUGCUGGGCUUUGCUGAUGCCCAGGCAGGUCUCUGACAGCUUCUGCUGGGUUUUGCUGGUGCCCACAAGUGCAUGGGAAGGGGAGGGCCCCCAACAGCUCUAAGUCCUGGCCGCUUCCUUGUGAGAGCACUGCCCGCUGUCAGUUUUGCAGCUGGGCUCUGGCUAGGGCAUGGGUGUAGGCGAGUAGGAGCCUUCAGACUGAAGCCAACAGGAAUCUUUCCAGUGGGUUAAAAAGUGUUGGAUGGGAUCCUACAGAAAACUGCCACGACUUUGAGUUGACAAUUCUAUUUUGAUUGCUGCCCGUCACUUGCAGCCCUGCAGAUACCUGCACACUAGCUGCUGCUGGAAUUCACCAGGUGCUGUUCCUACAUGCCUGUCUUGGGAUAACUGCUUUUGCUCACAUUCAGAACAUCCUCCAGCCUUUCUGAAGCCUUUCUGUGGUUCACACACCCCAAAACCUUAAACCACUAACAGUUGGGGCUCCUCUGUGAAUUAAUGUGCUAGAGUAGGUGAAAAUUUCCAGCCCUAUUUAUUCCUCUCUCCUCUGCUUAAUGACUCUUUCUUUACAUCCUCCUUUGCUUCCACUCAUGUUGGUAAUUGACAAAUUUCCUUCAAAAAGGAAUUCUUUCCUUUUCAGAGAAUCCUUUUAACACUUGCCUUGUACCCUGGCUGCUAUUACACUCGUACACUGUGCCACAAUCUUGCCAGCCUUUCCUUUUUGUUGUGAACAACUGCAUGCAUAAAUUCUCAGUCACAGAGAGGAUAUUUCCAAGAAAGCACUAAAUUAGUGUGGGUUCUUUUCUCAGCUCUGAAAUCAGCUCCAGGGCAGAAGACAUGCUCUUCACCUUCCUCCUGUCCAUGUCAGUUGAACACACAGAUCCACUCAGUAGAAGCCCCUUUUGUCCAGACAUGGAGGAAUCUGCUGCCAAACGUUACUUUGGAACCUCCCCACCAAGCUUUGCUGCAGGCAGGGCUUCCAGAAAAAAACCCAUUUACAUGACUAAAUGAGAACUGGAGGUCAUGAUGCCAUGGCAGAUACCUCACUUCAACCCAUCCACUAAAUCAGUCUAAUCCUACAGGGCCAGUACCUGCUUUCCUCACCAGCACAGCUCCUGGUGGGUUUUCAUCUCCCCAGGUUACUUGGCAUAAAAUGACACACUGUUACUGCACUUGGCACGUGUAUUCUGAAUUCUAGCCCAAAGACAUUUUUCUUUCUCCGAAGCAUUUUUGUGUCAUUACGUCUGAAGCACAGCCUCCACUGUGAAAGAAAGAAGUACUGGCUUUGAAAUGUGGUGGUAAAAUAGGACUUACAACAUCUCAAAGAAGCCAACUCAACUCUCAUCUACAAAUAUGGUAUUUUUUAAGUCUUCCAACACUGGGGAGAACAGUAAGAAAUUUUUGAGUGGACUGGCAAGGCUGGAGGCUUGUCUACUAAACAAGCAGUUUCUCUUGGAAAAGUCUUCCCUACUCCUGAUUCCAGUCAUCUCUAUUGCUUUUGGGGGAUGAAGGGAACAAAGGAAUAAUCUAAAGGUCUUUCUCACUGAAGAUCAAAAAAUGCCAGCACUUUCAUACAGAAAGCAGAAGUUCAGCACAAACUGCCAGCUCAGAGCAGGACAUAGGCACAUCCCGUAUGUGUCCAACACUGGCUUCCUCGUCAUGAGGCCCGUCCCUUCAAUAUAAAAAAUGGAAUGUUAUUAUUUUAGGGAUAAUCUCUUUGAACCACCUUGGUGGUCAGUUUCUAUCGGGGCUGCUUUUUAAUAGGGUGAGCACAGCAGUUGUGGAAGUCUGCAGGGAAACACCUGCCAUGGCAAAUCUCUGGAACAGUGUGCAAUACACCCAGGGGCAAGGAGAAGGACUUCUGUCCCUCCUGAGAACAUGCACUCUGCCAAAGCCAUAAUCAGGACCCCUUCCAGGAGCCUGGGGUCACUCAGUUUUGAACAGAAUAGGGGCUGCAGCCAUCCAUAUUCCCAGAGGAACAUGAGCUCCUUCUUUCACUAGCAGCAGGUGAGCUACGGCAUUGAAGACCAUUGAGCCACAUACCUAUGUCUGCAUUCAAUCCUCCUUUCAAGAGAUUCCACUGGCACAUGCCAGGAUACACCUGAAGAGUUACAGAAAUAACUAAAAAAUAGAAGAAAGAUCAUACAAACAAGGGCAGGGAUGGAGAGCAGGUUUAUUACGUCUCAGGAAAACAAGGCAACCCUCUCCCUUUCUUUUUUUGCUAGUAAAUUGAGCAUCAGAACCAAAGCCAUGAACCAUUUAUCAGCAAAUACCCCCAGUGCCUGAGAAUACUGUCAGACUCCUCACUUGCUGUGUGCUGGCACUGGGACAUACAAACGUGUCCUGCAAAUGCUGCCCUGUUGAAAAGUCUCCCAGCACCAGCAGGUUAUGCCAAUCUGCUAGAGUAGGCUACAGCAAACAACAUUUUCUGCUGUGUGGGAAGGAACCACUUCUGAGUCCAACUUCUGAGCGGCUUGAGUCGGCUGGCAAGGACAAAGAGACAAUUAGUUACAAAUAAAGUAAAAUGUAACUCCAUCAGGCCAGAGACAGAGCCUUUAACCGGCUCCUUUCCUGAGAAGAUGGACACUUCACAGGAAAACUGUUGCCAGUGGAAGCAGCCUGAAUAAGAGACUUCAAGAAGUAUUUGGCAUUUAGGAGUUCAAGGCAGGAAAAAAUAAGGAAAGCCAUCUUUUGGCCAAUGUUCAGUUGAUUCUUCUGUAGAUACUUUUCAUUUUCUCUUGUGCACAAAGGGCACAGGAGCAAAAUGUAUCUGCAAGUUAUUAUGUGCUGCAACACAGUACAAAACUGUCGGGGGAAGCCCUCAGAUGUUAGUAUUUUUCCUCUCCAAUGGUUUUUAAGAGCUGAAAAGUUUUGCAGAACAGAUGUUUUUGUAGUGUCUGUAUUUUCUCACCCUUGCUUUUCAUAGCGUGCAUUGCCCGGGCUCGCAUGGCACACAGCAAUAUUAUCCUCAGGCUGGCAAAAGAGGGUUGGGGUGCACAAAUGGCCCUGCCCAAUAUCUGAAACGCUUUGGUCCUGUUUUCCUUUAGAGAUGGUUCUUAGAAAAAUGUCAUCUCCUCCUCAGUAACCCUUUCCCAUUCUUUCUCCACAAUUAAUAGACCAACAGUGGAUCAGUUUGACCUUCCUUUCUUGGAAAUCAUUCGACCUGUACAGCAAAGUUUGUUUUGCAUAAAGCAGUUUCCAGCCAUAUGCACCCAUUUGUACCCCCCUUGCGCUUGUGUUGCUGAUAAAGGUUUCUAUUUGGUGUUGCUAAUAAAGGUUUAUAUUUGGCAUGGACAGACA
Hirundo rustica (Barn swallow) is the source of this 7207-nucleotide messenger RNA. RefSeq names its product nuclear receptor interacting protein 2 (gene NRIP2). Bases 491 to 1255 code for a protein of 254 amino acids. Gene Ontology annotation, biological process: proteolysis. The transcript is spliced from 7 exons. The record is from RefSeq and is a predicted model, not a curated record. NCBI's taxonomy places the organism in Eukaryota, Metazoa, Chordata, Aves, Passeriformes, Hirundinidae. Gene Ontology annotation, molecular function: aspartic-type endopeptidase activity.